Emiliania huxleyi CCMP1516 is the source of this 1470-nucleotide messenger RNA. RefSeq lists its product as hypothetical. Gene Ontology annotation, molecular function: protein binding. Bases 1 to 1470 code for a protein of 489 amino acids. Lineage: Eukaryota; Haptophyta; Isochrysidales; Noelaerhabdaceae. The transcript has 7 exons. The record is from RefSeq and is a predicted model, not a curated record.
AUGGUCGACUUCAAUGAGAGCGAGGGCGAGCCGGCUUUCUUGGUUGUGAGAUCAACAAAGGGCGUCUGGUUCGCCAACCCCCACGUGUUCCAUCGGAGCCUCGCAAAGGUGCCAAUCAGCUUUUGUUUCGCGGAGGGGGCCCAGGUUCAGACCAAGGUCGGUGGCUACUUCGCUUCCAGUGCGGAGUAUGAGGAGUGGUAUCAGCGCCGCCGCGCGAGCCUGACGCUGCCGCCUUCGCUCGGAGCUGAGGCGUGCGGCGUCAAGAACAACGUCGUCGGCAUCACCGAGUGGACGACCCCCUCAAAGUCGCGCCGCAACAACAAGCGCAACGAGCGCAAGGAGGCGUCCGCCCCGAUCGACUGCGGCAACGGGUUCGGGGCCCUGCUCGGGUCGGGCGGCAACGAGGGCAUUGUCGGUGGCAAGGCGGCGUCCAAGGCGACCCGCGGAUCCACGCCGUCGGCCGCAAACUCGGGCGCGACGGUCAAGCCCAAGACCCCCAAGACGGUCAACAAGACGGUCGACCCCAAGACGACCACGACUUCCACGCCGAAGGGCUCCGUCUCCGCCUCCGGCUGGCUCUCGUGGCCCAAGCUCUGCUGGCCGAAGGUGCUCUGCAUCAUCUGCACCUGCCUCAUCGCCGCGAGCGGCGGCGCCUUCGCCUACUUCUCGCACGUCUCCGACGGGCUUCUCCCUUCGGUCGUUGCGCCCAGUUCGGCUGCGCCCGGGUUCGAACGUCACGCCGGCUUCUGCGACGUAAACGGCGGCAACUGCCAGGAGGAGUACAGGGGCUUCGGCGAGAGCGUCGAACUGUGUGAGCUGCGCUGCCUGGAGUUCCCGGCUGGCGCCAGGGCCUGCACCGCCGUCGAGUACUGGUACCUCACGAGGCGCUUGCCGAUGUGCAAGCUGUUCAUAUGCGAGGGCGACAUCACGCGCGCGUUGAAGGCGCCGGCGAACAACGUCGAGUGCCUCGUCAAGACCGAGAGUUCGAACGUGGCAUUGCGCUCGAACGUGGCAUUGCGCUCGAGCUUUGGUGGUGCCGGCGGCGGCGCCUCGCCCUCGACGAUCGACACCUCCGACGGCCUCACCACCACGCUCGCAGGCUCGGGGACGGACGGCUCCGCCGACGGCACGGGCACCGCCGCGAGCUUCCGUAGCCCGUUCGGCGUGGCGGUGUCGUCCGACGGCGGGACGCUCUACGUGGCGGAUUCCAACAACCACCUCAUCCGCAAGAUCGACACCUCCGACGGCGCCACCACCACGCUCGCAGGCUCGGGGACGGGCACCUUCGCCGACGGCACGGGCACCGCCGCGAGCUUCAAUCUCCCGUGGGGCGUGGCGGUGUCGCCCGACGGCAUGACCGUCUACUGGAGCGAGGAUGCGCAGAUCGACAGCCUCUCCAACUUGAUGUGCCUUGAACACACGCUCCGCUGCCGUCGCCCCUCAUGUUUCGAGACGCUCGCGUCAGGGUGA